Helobdella robusta is the source of this 459-nucleotide messenger RNA. RefSeq lists its product as hypothetical. The record is from RefSeq and is a predicted model, not a curated record. Lineage: Eukaryota; Metazoa; Annelida; Clitellata; Rhynchobdellida; Glossiphoniidae. The coding region runs from base 1 to 459 and encodes 152 amino acids. Gene Ontology annotation, cellular component: membrane. Gene Ontology annotation, biological process: homophilic cell-cell adhesion. Gene Ontology annotation, molecular function: calcium ion binding. The transcript has 3 exons.
AUGGAACCUUCUGGAACACUAACACUCCGUCUUGUGGCUACUGACAAUGGAUUGCCACCACUGACAUCUACCGCCACAAUCAAUGUUAUAGUCGAUCCCAUCAACAUGUACUCUCCCGUCUUUUCUAAUCAAACUUACACUGCCCUCGUAAGCGAAGAUGCCCCUGUUGGUUCCAUGGUUAUUCAAGUCACAGCAACAGAUAACGACCAAGGUGACUUUGGAAAAAUUAAAUAUAGACUUGAAUCGUCAUCAGAUAAAAAUUUUUUGAUAAACCCUGACGACGGCACUAUAACGGUGGCAAGAGAUGGUCAGUUUGAUGCUGUUAAAAACCCAAAAUUGACACUGGAAGUUGUGGCAACUGAUAGCCCGAACAAUUCUCUUAAAUCUAAAUAUUCUAAUUGUUAUGUACGUAAGCUUAAAAUUUUUUUAAAUAUUGGUGCUAAUAUGCAUUUCCGUUAA